GACGAGAGUCAGUCUAGCCUAGUCCUGGCCAUCUCAGGCCCGGCCCUGUCAGCCCACCCAGGCCCGGCCCUAAAAUCCAGGGCCUAGGCCCGAUGGGCUUGACCGUGGGCCGGGCUUGGGCCUGAGUUUUGAGCCCACUAGCAGGGCCUGGGUGGGCUUGGGCUUAGCAUAUUGACAUUUUAAGGAAGAGGCCCAGCCCACGACCCUAAGCCCUAAGGGCUUUUCAGGGCUUUUUACCAGAUGGGCCGGGCUUGGGCUUGAAAAGUAGGCCCGGUGAUAGGGCCUGGGCCUCAGUUUUCUGCCAUGGGCUUUUUUAGGCCCGGCCCGGCCCGGCCCAUGGCCAGAUAUAGUCUAGCCAUCACUCUAAUUUUUUAUUUAUCAUGCAUCGUGAAAUACUACUAGAGGCCACGCGACGUAGGGACUGCAGGAGCAUAUGGGACAAGAAUACUAUCGUGGUGUAUAUGGGUUCAGUACUUGAGCGGUCAGUGGGUCACUAGCUAGCCAGCACGGUAGAUAACGCCAUAUCACUUGGUUGGAUGGAUCCAACAUGUCAUGUCAGUGCGCAAGUGAGCAUACUUUGGCUGUUGUGCUUUGUGACAGUGCACCGACGAUUGUAAUGUCUCUUCUCCCCAAUCUGAUAAACUAAAACUCGUGGAGGCAAUCAUACUCAUGUCACGAUCUCACUGCACUCAUUUUCUUGGUGAAUUCUCUGCAGAAUUACUCACGCCACCAUCUCACCAAUAACCCUCGUUUUCUCAAUGGACUAUGUGCAGAAUUUAUUUGGGGCCGGAACGGAGACCACGUCGACGACGACGGAGUGGGCGAUGUCGCUGCUGCUGAACCACCCGGCGGCGCUCAAAAAGGCGCAGGCCGAGAUCGACGCGUCCGUGGGCACCUCCCGGCUGGUGACCGCCGACGACGUGCCGCGGCUCGCCUACCUGCAGUGCAUCGUGAGCGAGACGCUGCGGCUGUACCCGGCGGCGCCGAUGCUGCUGCCGCACGAGUCCUCGGCGGACUGCAAGGUGGGCGGCUACAACGUGCCGAGCGGCACGAUGCUGAUGGUGAACGCGUACGCCAUCCACCGGGACCCCGCGGCGUGGGAGCGGCCGCUGGAGUUCGUCCCGGAGCGGUUCGAGGACGGGAAGGCGGAGGGGCGGUUCAUGAUCCCGUUCGGGAUGGGCCGGCGGCGGUGCCCCGGGGAGACGCUGGCGCUGCGGGCUAUCGGCAUGGUGCUGGCCACGCUGGUGCAGUGCUUCGACUGGGAGCGCGUGGACGGCGCGGAGGUGGACAUGACGGAGGGCGGCGGGCUCACCAUCCCCAAGGUCGUGCCGCUCGAGGCCGUGUGCAGGCCGCGCCCGGCCAUGCGCGACGUGCUUCAGAGCCUCUGAUGGCCGAACUUCUUGGCAUCGUGGUUUUGAUAGCCUGCUGAUGUAGUAAAUAAACUUGUGACUUUGUGUGAGCAGAGUCAGGCUAGAUAUCAUCGUAUGUAAAUUACAGGUACGUGUCAGGGUUUUGUGAGAACCAGCUAAGCUAUCUAGGUAGUUAGCUCGUGGAUCCAGGUAGUACCAAACCAGCAAUUUGUAAUUUAGUUUGUAGCAAGAAUGUUUCAUAUGGGGUAACUAUUUAUAUCA
Messenger RNA from Triticum urartu, 1631 nucleotides. Lineage: Eukaryota; Viridiplantae; Streptophyta; Magnoliopsida; Poales; Poaceae. The record is from RefSeq and is a predicted model, not a curated record.